AUGGCUACUAGUGAAAAGAGCAAGGCCGAGAGGGAGGCUAAAGGAGAUAAAGCCAAGGUGAAGGACGAGCCACACAGAAGAUCUGCAAAGUUGUCUGCUAAACCUGCUCCUCCAAGGCCAGAGCCCAAGUCUAAAAAGGCCCCAGCAAAGGGAGAGAAGGUACCCGAAGGGAAAAAGGGGAAAGCUGACGCCAGCAAGGAUGGGAAUAACCCUGCAGAAACCGGAGACGCCAAAACAGACCAGGCACGGAAAGCUGGAGGUGCUGGAGAUGCCAAGUGA
Messenger RNA from Neogale vison (American mink), 279 nucleotides. RefSeq names its product non-histone chromosomal protein HMG-17-like. Lineage: Eukaryota; Metazoa; Chordata; Mammalia; Carnivora; Mustelidae. Gene Ontology annotation, molecular function: nucleosomal DNA binding. The record is from RefSeq and is a predicted model, not a curated record. The transcript is spliced from 2 exons. Gene Ontology annotation, biological process: chromatin organization. Bases 1 to 279 code for a protein of 92 amino acids. Gene Ontology annotation, cellular component: chromatin; nucleus.